Molecule: messenger RNA, 732 nt
Organism: Kluyveromyces lactis
Lineage: Eukaryota; Fungi; Ascomycota; Saccharomycetes; Saccharomycetales; Saccharomycetaceae
Gene: MGE1
Product: mitochondrial nucleotide exchange factor MGE1
Exons: 1
Coding region: 1-732 (243 amino acids)
Biological process (GO): protein import into mitochondrial matrix; protein folding
Cellular component (GO): PAM complex, Tim23 associated import motor
Molecular function (GO): adenyl-nucleotide exchange factor activity; protein homodimerization activity; protein-folding chaperone binding
Source: RefSeq, a predicted model, not a curated record
AUGAGACCAUCAACCAGAUUCUUGAGAAGCGUUACCAGAACUGUUCCAAUCGGUUUCAGAUCUACUACUGUGCCAUUUGUAUCUAGCACUUUGAGAUCUAGUGCUGCAACCUCCAACCAGUUUUCUGCUAGGUUUUCCGGUGUUAGAUUCUAUGCUGAUGAAGCCAAGAAGGAAGAACCUAAGGAUGAGAACGAUGCAGCUGCAGCUGAAGAAGACGCAAAUUUGACUGAAGAGCAAAAAAAGAUUAAAGAUUUGGAAACCAAGUUGGAUGCCAAGACUAAGGAAGCCUCUGAAUUUAAGGACCGUUUGUUGAGAUCAGUUGCUGAUUUCAGAAAUUUGCAAGAAGUUACCAAGAAGGAUAUCCAAAAGGCCAAGGAUUUCGCUUUGCAAAAAUUCGCCAAGGACUUGUUGGAAUCCGUCGACAACUUUGGCCAUGCUUUGAACGCUUUCAAACCAGAAACUCUGGAACAAUCUCAAGAGCUUUCUGAUCUAUAUACCGGUGUCAAGAUGACCAGGGACGUUUUCGAAAAGACUUUGAAGAAGCACGGUAUUGAACAACUAAAUCCAAUUGGCGAAUCUUUUGAUCCAAAUAAGCACGAAGCUACUUUCGAAUUGCCUCAACCAGACAAGGAACCAGGUACCGUUUUCCACGUUCAACAAAUUGGUUACACUUUGAACGACAGAGUUAUCAGACCAGCUAAGGUCGGUAUUGUUAAGGACAAUGAAAAUUAG